CCCACUACUACUGUGUGUGUGCCCCCUUCCUUCUUCGGGUCUCAGGUGGCUAACCCGGCCGCCAACUUGAGUCUUGCCCUCUCCUUUCCAUAUAACUUUUAGUCGAGUCGUAGUAGGUCUAGCGUCUAUCUACCUGGGCUCCUGUUCCGCUUGGCAUUUAUUGCAACCCUCAUUACGCAUCGCGGGGUGCCAUUGUCAACCCCCCCCCGAUUGUUGUGGUGCACCUGUAUUUUGCAAAGUGCUAUUGGCAUGUGAUUAGUGCUGGUUUUGUGAACUGAACUGACUUUGUUGUUGUUUUGUUUUGUGCCGCAAUCAUGGGAUUGGACGAUUUGGAAUCCAGAUAACUUGAUUCAGAAACGAAACAGAUCAAAAUGCCCGAAACCGCAACUUCGACCCCUUCGGAGGACCGACCCUUAUCCCUGUCUAGACGCGACUUCCCCCUACCAUCUCCUGGUAGUAGCAACAGGUCAUCUUCCGGCAGUCGCUAUGAGGGUCAGAUCCCCUACCACCACCAAGUGCCUUUGCCGUCGGCAAUGAGCCACCACAGGGAGAGUUCCGCAUUUGUGCCAGUUGUCCCUUCACGCAAUAUGCACCCUAUGCUCUAUCCGGGCGAGAUCCACCCCUUGUUGGGGUCCGAGUUGAUCCGCGAAAACCGCGAGAGAACCGACAGUAACAAAUCCGGAGAGUCAAACGCGAAUCCCGCGUUUUCCGCCGUGCGAAAGUCCUCUUCCUCCAGCUUCGACCUCAUGGCGAUGAUGGCCGACAAGCGCAAAGAGCUGCAGCUUCGCGAGGAGGCAGCAUGCGUGGCGGCAGCGCACGCCGCGGCGCUGAUGCUGCCCCAUCGACCGGGGCCGCCCCCUGGAAUGCUGGAAGCUUCAGGGAGUACACAAGCCCACUCGUACUCCGGAUUUUUACCUUCUUCACCCGCCAAUCCCGCUACGUUUACGUUUCCGGGCAGCGGGGCUCUGUAUCCGCCGCCUCAGAUGCACGCGCACUUGGACAGGAGACUGCUUAGGGCCCCCGGUAGGGCUUCUAGGCCGAAGAAGCAGUUUAUCUGUAAGUUUUGUAAUAGACAGUUUACCAAGAGUUACAAUUUGUUGAUCCACGAGCGUACCCAUACCGACGAAAGGCCGUACUCUUGUGAUAUCUGCGGGAAGGCGUUCAGAAGGCAGGACCACUUGCGGGAUCACAGAUACAUCCAUAGUAAGGAGAAACCCUUCAAAUGUGCAGAAUGCGGAAAGGGCUUCUGCCAGUCUCGUACCCUUGCCGUCCACAAAAUUCUCCACAUGGAAGAAUCACCUCACAAGUGCCCCGUGUGCAGUCGCUCCUUCAACCAGCGUUCAAACCUGAAGACACAUCUUCUCACCCACACCGACCACAAACCUUACGAAUGCAACUCUUGCGGUAAGGUUUUCAGACGGAACUGCGACCUCAGGCGGCACGCCUUAACCCAUGCUGUUGGCGACGUCCCAGCUGAUGGUCUGGGAGACGGAUUCAUACCUGGAAGUGACAUGGAACGAGAGAGGAUGUCACCUAGGCCAAGAAGUCCCUCUGUCGAUUCCAGGGACGACAGAGACGUUCGAGUUUGCUCGCCUGCUCCAGGAAUAACUCAAUGCCACGAACCUUGUUCUUCGUCUAGCCCGUACACUAUGAGACCUCCUCUUGACAGGCACGAUUAUCGUCACGACAUAGACGAUGAAGAGGAUUUAGAGGAAGAUCCAGAGAUCGAUCCGGGUCAGGAAGAUUGCCCCGACGUUGUAAAUGAUUCAGAAGAAGUAGCUCCUGAACCACAACCGGUUCAGAUGCCUCAGCUCCAGAUAAGAAGAGACUUACAUCCUCCACAUCAACAAAAACCAUUUAUCGUUAAAAGCGAAAGCGUGGAACCGACCUUUUUGGGACCUUUCCGUAAACGAGCGUUGGACCAAGAACGACCCUCAUCGUCGUAUAAUACAGGUAGAUCUCAUACGCCACCGAUGAACUUAAGGAUGUACCAUCCCCCGACAACUAUGCCGCCGCAGAACUUGAGUAUGAGCCACACGUUAUCUAUAGGUCCAGGGACGUUUUUAAAGCCACCUGAUACUGGUACGUCCAUGAUUUUUGGUCCUGCUAUUCCUGGACCUUCUAAGGCUGGAACCAGUUGUAGCAAUGUAGCUAGUGAUUUGAGUAUGAAGAAGAACGAAGAGCAACCAGUGAGACCGCCGCCACAACCGCCAAGGCCACCUAAGAAGACUGGAUUUACUAUAGCGGAUAUUAUGGGGAGAUAAUACCGUGAAUGCUCGGUGAUAGUGUAUUUGUGUGAAGGAACUACGAGUACUGUAACUAUUACCAAUGUUACUAAAAAUGUUUCCUGAUGUGUCUAAAAUAUUUAUUUUUUAUGGCAAGUUGCGCUGUGUUAAAACGUUUGAUACAAGGAUGAAAACUGGUGCUUGCUGUUGUGUAAUUGGUUAAAAUGUGUGUAUUUAAUUAAUGUUACUUAUUUUAUUGCAUAAGUAUUUAAAGUCUACUUUUGAACUGAAGAGAGACAGUAAUAAUGUACUGGCAUUGUCAUAUUAUUUUAAAUUACCAAUAUUUUUAAUAUAUUCCUCAUUUUGAUCAAAACAGAUUAAGGCUGUGUUCAGCGAAUGGUCGGAUUAGUUCGGUCAAACUUCUUUAGUCAAACAAUUCGCUGAACGGCCUUUAGUAACUGUAUUAAAACCUGCCCAAUAUUCCCAAUCAGCAGAUUGGGCUGACCAACGAAAUAUUUGUCCGCUGAACGACUUUGACCGGUCCGACCAAUCGCUGAACACAGCAAGUUUAUUUAAUUUUGGCAAAGUAUUGAGUUUUUUAUUUCAUGUACUACUUAGAGUUGUACUAAAUAGUAUAAGUUAAACUGAUUGGGUUAUAUUUCGGCUGAUUUUUUAUUAUUUUUUUCAAUAGAUAAUAAGUGAUACUGUAAAUUAGCAAACGCAUUCGAUCAUGCUUUUAUAUUGAUCAUGAUCGAUCAAUACAAUUUUUUUUAAGUUUAUUCAAUUUAACUUACGAAACGUGAAGAUGUUAUACUGACUUACCUUAACUGAAUCCCUAAAGAAUUUUUGGUUUCUGUUAUUCGUUAAAAGUUAAAACUUUAUUACUUUAAUCUUGUUUUUGCAUUUUUUAUAGAUUCUCUUAAUCUAAAUUUGUAACAAAAAUUUGUUUGUAAAAUUAAAUGUAAUCCCUAAUUUAAAAAUUUAUAUUACGCAAUGUACGUUAACGUAAAGACCAGUGUAGUGUCUAAAUAUUUUUGGAAUAUCAAAUAUUUCUUCACUCCAGUGAGCAAAAAUGAAUUUGUUGUUAAAAGUUGGUUUCAAUACUGUCAAUGUAAAUACACUCUGUUUUUGACAGCUCAGGUUUGCUUUUGUUGCGUCAAAAGAGAGAAAAUAUAACGAAAACGAUUAUUGUUACCUUCAAAUUUGUAACUUUAUUUUCUCUGUUUUUGUUUAUAAUAUUUUUUUUGUAUAGUUAUCAUAAUAUUCCUUCUGUAAAUAUUUUUAUUAUUUUUUCUUUGUAAAGUAGUAAUUUGUACAAACAAUGGAGGGACCUUUUUCUCGCAAUUUUAUUAGUAUAGUUAAUUUGAGAUUUAAUUAUAGUUAAAUAUUUAAGGUUUAUGUUUGUUUCAUGUUAAAUAAAUUAUUGGUAUGAAUUUGUGUGAGUAUUUAUCUUAUAUAAAGAAAUGAUGGUACAAAAACUAAAAUAUAAAUGUUAUUUUUAGUUUUCAUAAUUUAUUUCUUUAGUCUAAGGAAAUGAUACUGUACACGAUAUAUACGUAAAAUUCCGUACUUUAGAAGUUCUCUUUGAUUUGGGGGUUGUGCCAAAUUUUAUGAAAAGUUUAGGAUAAGCGUGAUCUCAUAAUUGUUGAUAUCGAAGAUGCCUUAACUCUUUUUGGACAACAAUAUGGAAAAUUAUAUUUUACUAGAACGUAUUUAGAUGUUGCCUAAAGGAUAAGCUUACAAGAUUGUAGUUUAUGUGAUUGAGUAAUGUAAAUAAACAAUA
Molecule: messenger RNA, 4008 nt
Organism: Anoplophora glabripennis (Asian longhorned beetle)
Lineage: Eukaryota; Metazoa; Arthropoda; Insecta; Coleoptera; Cerambycidae
Gene: bowl
Product: protein bowel
Exons: 3
Coding region: 372-2264 (630 amino acids)
Biological process (GO): embryo development; embryonic hindgut morphogenesis; embryonic pattern specification
Cellular component (GO): nucleus
Molecular function (GO): DNA-binding transcription factor activity, RNA polymerase II-specific; RNA polymerase II transcription regulatory region sequence-specific DNA binding
Source: RefSeq, a predicted model, not a curated record